AUGUUCAAGCUAAAUUCUCAAACUAAAGACAUAUUCAACAUCAAUGAUUUUAGAAACACUGAUAAUCCUAAAGAUAUUAACAGUCCUGAAGACACUAAUGAUUCUGAAAACACUACUGAUUCUGAAGAUCCUGGUAUUGUUAUUAGGCCAAUUACUUCUGGCACUAUUCAGGAUGAAAUACAAGCUACUUUUGAGUGGAUCUUACAGUCUUUAAAAACUUUGAACAAUAACAUUACUUCACAAACAAUCUUUACAAAUAGUGAUCCUAAGAUGGCAGUUGCAAUUCAUAAAAGUAUUGAAAAGCAAAUUGAUAAUAAAGCCAAACAUCAAAAUGAAUUAGAAUACCAAAAUCAGCUUCUAUCUAUUG
Molecule: messenger RNA, 367 nt
Organism: Cetraspora pellucida
Lineage: Eukaryota; Fungi; Glomeromycota; Glomeromycetes; Diversisporales; Gigasporaceae
Source: the annotation of a GenBank genome assembly